ACGUGAUGAACUCUAACCCGGAAGUACUUUCCAUCGGCACCAAACAAGAAGAUGUUCCGUUCAUAGCCACUUUGUUAGCUGCUAACCAAGUCGGGAAGUUGCAAUAUUAAACUUGACGACUGACUCUUGAAGAAACGAUGCGGGUUAUCGGUUGUUCGCAAGUGAAGCUUAACGCGUCAGGGUCCUUUAUUUGUGAAAUUUGAGCGCCGGACAAUCACCGAAGCUAGUUAGCUUAGCUUCGCUAGCGCUUUCGAGGCCAGAGGCUGCGACGUCUCUGUUAAGGUAACGUGGAUGUUUGGUAGCAGGAAGAUUAAAACUAACAACUGUCGUUAACUAACAGCUGCUGUCUGGGGCAUGCUGUUUAAUUUGACGAGCACGAAUAAAAGUCCGUGUUAAAGGUGGAGGUUGUGUUUGAUGGUGUAGCUUAGCAGGAGAUUAGCCGAAGAGAAAAGUGCAGUCAUGGACGAUUUCAGCUCGAUCAGCCUGCUGUCUCUUGCGAUGUUGGUGGGAUGUUAUGUGGCCGGGACGAUACCUUUAGCAGUCAACUUUUCAGAGGAAAAGCUGAAGCUGAUCACUGUACUGGGAGCAGGGCUGCUCUGUGGGACUGCACUCGCUGUUAUUAUUCCUGAAGGGGUCCACGCACUUUAUGAGGAAAUCCUCGAAGGUGGACACCACAGUCACGGCCAGGCUGGAGUUGUGGAGGCGUCCGAGCCAAAGGUUGAAGCAGACACUGCCCUCGGAGCCAGUGGGAAACAUGAACACAGUCACGAGCAGCUUCACGCCUGCAUUGGAGUGUCUCUGGUCCUGGGCUUCGUCUUUAUGCUGCUGGUGGACCAGAUAGGAAGUUCUCAUGUGCACAACACUGAAGAUCCAGAGUCAGCAAGAGUCACCUCCUCAAAAAUCACCACCACCCUGGGUCUUGUGGUCCACGCUGCUGCUGAUGGAGUGGCACUUGGAGCUGCCGCCUCUACCUCUCAGACCAGUGUUCAGCUCAUUGUCUUUGUAGCUAUCAUGUUGCACAAGGCUCCAGCAGCGUUUGGCCUUGUAUCUUUCCUGAUGCAUGCUGGUCUGGAGAGGAACCGAAUUCGCAAACAUCUCUUGGUCUUCGCCCUGGCAGCACCCGUCCUCGCCAUGCUCACAUUCUUAGGCCUCAGUCAGAGCAGCAAAGAGGCCCUGUCAGACAUCAACGCCACCGGUGUAGCCAUGCUCUUCUCCGCCGGCACCUUCCUCUAUGUGGCCACCGUCCACGUCCUCCCUGAGGUGGGGGGUGGCGGCCACAGCCAUGCUCCAGCAGGAGGGAACGGAGGCAAGGGACUGAGCAAGGUGGAGGUGGGAGCUCUGGUUCUGGGCUGCCUCAUUCCUCUGGUGCUGUCUGUCGGUCACCACCAUUAGACCUGCAACUCAGGACGGAUUUAAGACAGGUGUACAGGGGAAAGAAGCCGAAACAGAGACUUCAAACAUUGUGGAUUUAAAUGUCUUAUUGCUUGUCUGCUGAUGGACCUCGUGGACCAGACUGGUGCUCAUUGUGGGGACGUCCUAUGACUAAAAACUGAAGUUGAAACAGGGACUGAAUGAUGUUAGGGAAGCCAAGGCACACAACGUUUUUCUCUCCCGACACUGAUGACGAUGGUUCAGCUGUUGUAUAUGUCCAUUUACGCCACCAGACAUGUUGAUCUUUUUCUGAGGGAUUGGCCAGAGGACAGUUAGCUCAGUUUAUUUAGAUCACUGUGGAGUUUUCAGUGUUGCAUUAUCGUGCUUGUCCAAAGUCAAAGAACCAACCCUGAUUUCAUUACAGUGGAUGUUUUGCUAGAUAACAGUUGCACAGUGAGAUUUAGAUUGUCUUGAUCAAGCUUGUGAUAUUGAGAAAGCAAACCUUUUUUAAAGCAAUGUACAGAUCUCUUAAAAACAAUCCAGACUGAUUUGAACUGAUUUUCAAGUGCCAUAUUAGUAAGAAACAACCCCUUGAAGAAGCGGAGCUGUAAGGACAUUACAGUUUGUAGAAGAUGUUCUUUUCUUAUUUUCAGAGCGAUCUUGAAUCUCUGAAGCUGGAUGAGGGAUCAGCCCGAUCAACCAGCCACCUGCACCUGCAGUUUUUGCUUUGGUGAGCGAGUUUGUCUGUCCUGUUAGAAAAAUUAGUUGUGACAAGCAAGUUUCUUGGCCCGAUGGAAAACAGUUAUGAUGGGUACUGAUAGUGUGUUUCCAGUAAAACCAUGUGCUUAGGUUUAUGGUCCAGUCAGGUAAAACCCGAGCCCUACGUGAGGGGAAAGACGCAACAAGAGCCUCCAUGUAUCGCAACAAGAUCUGUAACUUUUUAGUUUCUGGAUGUUUAUUUCUGUUCUGUUUUACCCAGAGAGUUAUUAUAAAUAGCAAUUGCAGGAAAAAUCUGUAUAGAAUUGUCUUAAGUGAGUGAGUAUGACUAUAGUGUUACUAAGCUUAUUUAGAGGUGGAGGGUUAUUUUCAGCAGCUCUGAAUGAAUGAAUGACUUGCCUUAUAGAGGUCAUUAACUGGAUGAACUUGUGUAGGGACCAUCUGCUCAGGAGGACAGACGUAUGACAGGUUUUGUGAGAAUUUUGAACAAACCGUGUUUAGUUAAUUUGUUCCUCAGUAAUUAAUCAUACCUGAGCAAUAAUUGUAAAAAAAGUUAAAAAGUGAAAUUGGGGCAAAGUCACGUUUUUCUCAGGAGUGUAGCUGAGUCUGAAAUGGGCACAGAGAGUUUGCCUUCAUCUUCAAAGCACUUGUUAUGUGAUUCACAUAUCAAGCUCUGUCAGAUGGACGCUCUUGAACGCAGCCUUGCCCUGACGUCCCCCGUCUCUGCUCCAUUAAAAUGUUCACCGGUUGAUGCAUUAAAGUCUAAGUGGGGCUGUUCCCUCUUCUAUCAGGA
This is a messenger RNA of Lates calcarifer (barramundi perch), 2881 nucleotides long. It is a transcript of the gene slc39a9, whose product is annotated as solute carrier family 39 member 9. Gene Ontology annotation, cellular component: membrane. Gene Ontology annotation, molecular function: metal ion transmembrane transporter activity. The record is from RefSeq and is a predicted model, not a curated record. The coding region runs from base 460 to 1392 and encodes 310 amino acids. The transcript has 7 exons. Gene Ontology annotation, biological process: transmembrane transport; zinc ion transport. NCBI's taxonomy places the organism in Eukaryota, Metazoa, Chordata, Actinopteri, Centropomidae.